Molecule: messenger RNA, 1081 nt
Organism: Cariama cristata (Red-legged seriema)
Lineage: Eukaryota; Metazoa; Chordata; Aves; Cariamiformes; Cariamidae
Product: copine-1-like
Exons: 8
Biological process (GO): regulation of canonical NF-kappaB signal transduction; positive regulation of tumor necrosis factor-mediated signaling pathway; cellular response to calcium ion
Cellular component (GO): plasma membrane
Molecular function (GO): calcium-dependent phospholipid binding
Source: RefSeq, a predicted model, not a curated record
GUGGAAUUUGAAUGUAUUCAUCCUGAGAAAAAACGAAAGAAAAAGAGCUACAAAAACUCUGGCAUUAUUAGGAUAAAAUCUUGCAAGAUUGAGACAGCCUAUUCAUUUCUGGACUACGUCAUGGGAGGCUGCCAGAUUAACUUUACAGUGGGUGUAGACUUCACUGGCUCCAAUGGAGAUCCCAGGUCACCAGAUUCUCUUCACUACAUCAGCCCAGAUGGGAUAAAUGAGUACCUGAUUGCCAUCUGGAGUGUGGGAAGUGUAGUCCAGGAUUAUGACACGGACAAGCUGUUUCCUGCAUUUGGGUUUGGAGCUCAGGUUCCUCCUAGCUGGCAGGUAUCUCAUGAGUUUGCUUUGAACUUCAACCCCACCAACCCUUAUUGUCAAGGGAUCCAAGGAAUAGUGGAUGCCUACCGCCAGAUCCUGCCUCAGAUCCGACUCUAUGGACCAACCAAUUUCUCUCCUAUUAUAAACCACGUGGCAAGGUUUGCAGCCCACUCAGCGCAACAAGGAACUGCUUCACAAUAUUUUAUCUUGCUGAUCAUCACAGAUGGAGAGAUCACUGAUCUGGACCAAACUAGGCAAGCGAUUGUUAACGCCUCUAAGCUGCCGAUGUCCAUCAUUAUUGUUGGUGUUGGUGCAGCUGAUUUCAAAGCGAUGGAGUUCCUUGACGGAGACAACGGUGUGCUGAAGUCCCCGACGGGAGAGCCAGCUGCACGAGACAUUGUCCAGUUUGUGCCUUUCCAACAGUUCAAAAAUGCUCCCCGGGAAGCGCUUUCCCAGAUGGUUCUGGCUGAAGUGCCUAAGCAGCUGGUAUCGUACUAUAAAUGGCAGGGAUGGCCACCUGUGAAACCGCCAGAAAUAAAGAAGAUGUAGGAUGCAGCCUGACCCUGGCCACUGUAUCGCUGGGCUGGGGAGAUCUGUCUGCACCCAUGCUCUCCCUUGCACACUGUGGGCGCUCAGUGCCUCGAGAGUGUACCAUUCAUACUAAUCCUCUUACCUGUUUGUGCUCUGUAGCUUUGAUCUUUUCUGUUCCUAACUGGAAGAGAUGUAAAUACAGGAAAAAACACAACUGCUGGCA